Molecule: messenger RNA, 1358 nt
Organism: Solanum lycopersicum (tomato)
Lineage: Eukaryota; Viridiplantae; Streptophyta; Magnoliopsida; Solanales; Solanaceae
Source: RefSeq, a predicted model, not a curated record
AUUAUAGAGCAUAUAUAUGUAUCAUGUCUAAUUUUAAAUAUGAAUAUGGCUACUAUUAGAAAUUAAAAAGAAAAGAGUUUUGGAGGGUAAACAGAGAGUUAACGGUAAAAUCAAGAAUCAACAAGUUAGUCUUCUAUAUAAACAUAUUGUUUUCUCAUCAUUUCCAUUAUAUUCGUUCUUAUAAAAUCAAGAAUCAACAAGUUAGUCUUCUAUAUAAACAUAUUGGUUUCUCAUCAUUUCCAUUAUAUUCGUUCUUAUAAUUCCCAUCCAUUUUUCUCUUCAUUUGAUAUAAUCUCCUCUAUGAGUUGAUACAAUGAUGAUACUCAAGAAAUCAAGAAGAAAUUCUUUUGAUAGCAUCUACUGUUGUAUGUGCAGAAAUCCAGUUGCACGCGUCCAAGAUUAUAUUUCGAGGGUUCGUCAAGCAGGGGUCUUUAGUAGAGUGUAUAAUGUUGUUGUAUCGAAUGAUCAUGAGAAUUUUCAUUUUGGAAGUAUCAUAGCCGAUACGUACUGUGGUCAAUGUAGAAUGUUGAUCGGGUGGGAAUAUAUUCAAGUCCCACUAUGGUUUGUGGUCAGAGAUGGAAGAUUUGUUUUGUUCUUGAGUGGGCUUUGUUACUGGGAUGGUGUACCAUUGCUUCAUUUAAACGAAGAACAAGAUUUAGGCGCUAAUGAGGAAAAUGCAGAUCAAGAUGGAGAUGCUCAUGAACAAAAUGAUGCUAAUGAACAAGAUGUGGGCGUGAAUGAGGAAAAUACUGAUCAAGAUGGAGACGCUACUGAUCAAGAUGGAGACUCUACUGAUGAAGAUGGAGAUGCUACUGAUCAAGAUGGAGACGCUACUGAUCCAGAUGGAGACUCUACUGAUGAAGAUGGAGAUUCAACUGAUGAAGAUGGAGACGCUACUGAUGAAGAUGGAGAUUCAACUGAUGAAGAUGGAGACGCUACUGAUCAAGAUGGAGACGUUACUGAUCAAGAUGGAGACUCUACUAAUCAAGAUGUGGGCGUGAAUGAGGAAAAUGCUGAUCAAGAUGGAGACUCUACUGAUGAAGAUGGAGACUCUACUGAUGAAGAUGGAGACGCUACUGAUCAAGAUGUAGAUGUUACUGAUCAAGAUGGAGACGUUACUGAUCAAGAUGGAGACUCUACUGAUCAAGAUGUGGGCGUGAAUGAGGAAAAUGCUGAUCAAGAUGGCGGCACUCCAAUGAACUGAAUGAAGAUGAAAAUGCAGACAUUGAUAGACCAUACAUGCUGAUAUUAGCUGCUAAUACAAAAUGCUAUAAUUCAUAAUUGUCUGUUUCCGUUUCUGUUGUAAAAUUGCAGUACAUAUUACUACUUCAAGUUGGAAUAAACCAAUUGACACUGAA